AUGGACCGAGUUCGGAGACUUUUCCCGGACCGGGUGGCCUACGAGCCGCUGGACGGCUCGGCGGAGGUAGAUGCUGGCGAACAUCUACACGACCAAGAAAGACCACCGCCUCGCUUUUCGCGGCUGGAAUACAGCGUGUUCUUCCUGCUAGGAGUAUCUAUGCUAUGGGCAUGGAACAUGUUCUUAGCCGCCGCAACGUACUUUCACAGUCGCUUCGAGUCGGAUGAGUGGACUGCGACACAUUACCAACCUUCGAUCCUCACAGUCUCUACCCUCACCAAUCUCGGAACAGUGUAUGCUUUCGCAAGGAUUCAGAAACAUGUCUCGUACCCGUGGCGUAUCACGCUAUCGCUACUGAUAAACUGCUUCGUCUUCACUCUGCUGGCAUUCUCGACCAUUGUCCUGAAGGACAUAUCGGUACGCGCAUACUUUGGAUUUUUGAUGGUGAUGGUCUUCGGCGCAAGCUUUGCCGCCGGCCUGAAUCAGAACGGUGUAUUUGCGUACGUCUCCGGGUAUGGCAGAGAAGAGUAUACACAAGCGAUCAUGGGUGGACAAGGAGUUGCCGGUGUGCUUCCGUGCAUUGCGCAGAUUGUCUCUGUACUGGCUGUGCCGAGGGCGACCAGUGACGGGCAAGGGCAGGAUGGCGCGGGAGGAUCGUCAUCGAAGUCGGCCUUCAUAUACUUCUUUACGGCGACGGGCGUGUCCGUCUUCACGCUCCUCGCUUUCCUCUAUCUCCUUAGGAACCGACCAAGCCCCAAGCAAAAGGCUACAGACGAAGACGAAGAUGCUCCCCUUGCUGACGACGGGCCUGAUAAAUCCGUCAGCCUGUGGAUGCUGUUCAAGAAACUGCGGUAUCUGUCACUCGCUGUCUUUGUGUGUCUCCAGGUCACGAUGAUGUUCUUCCCGGUGUACACCUCCCAAAUCCUGUCGGUCAACAACUCAGAAAAGUCCCGGAUGUACGACGCAACCGUCUUUAUUCCCCUUGCAUUCCUACUUUGGAAUAUCGGUGAUCUCGGGGGAAGAUUGGCCGUCGCUUACCCCGGGUUCUCCCUAGCACAUCGUCCUCGGUUAGCCUUCGCCCUAGCCGUAGCGCGGUGUAUCUUCGUUCCCUUGUACCUGCUCUGCAACAUUAACGGCAGUGGGGCCGUCGUGAAGAGCGACUUCUUCUAUCUCUUUGUUGUGCAAUUAUUGUUCGGUGCCACCAAUGGGUAUCUGGCAUCGAGUUGCAUGAUGGGUGCGAGCGUCUGGGUAUCGGCGGAUGAACGAGAAGCUGCAGGAGGCUUCAUGAGCAUGAUGCUCAUUGCAGGACUGGCCGCUGGUAGCUUCUUGAGUUUCCUCGUGGCCAGCUGA
Penicillium daleae is the source of this 1350-nucleotide messenger RNA. RefSeq names its product nucleoside transmembrane transporter FUN26. The record is from RefSeq and is a predicted model, not a curated record. The coding region runs from base 1 to 1350 and encodes 449 amino acids. Gene Ontology annotation, biological process: nucleoside transmembrane transport. The transcript is spliced from 2 exons. Gene Ontology annotation, cellular component: plasma membrane; fungal-type vacuole membrane. Lineage: Eukaryota; Fungi; Ascomycota; Eurotiomycetes; Eurotiales; Aspergillaceae. Gene Ontology annotation, molecular function: nucleobase transmembrane transporter activity; nicotinamide riboside transmembrane transporter activity.